This is a messenger RNA of Triticum dicoccoides, 1518 nucleotides long. Its product is annotated as TVP38/TMEM64 family membrane protein slr0305-like. The coding region runs from base 219 to 1244 and encodes 341 amino acids. Lineage: Eukaryota; Viridiplantae; Streptophyta; Magnoliopsida; Poales; Poaceae. The record is from RefSeq and is a predicted model, not a curated record. The transcript is spliced from 5 exons.
GCUUCGCUUCGCUUUGGUUUGAAGCGAACCGGCCGGCCACCAACCAACCAACGCCCCCGAAUCUAUCCAUCAUAUCAAACCUUCCGCCGCCGGUGAGCUACUCGCAACGCCGGACGGCCCGACCCACUUGUUCUGGUUCUCUCCCUCCUCCGCUCCUCCGCCGCGAGCUCCCGGAGGAGACCCAACGGAGAGGGGAAGGAAGAAGCAAAGCCUCGGACAUGGCACGCGUCCUCCCUCUGGACAUCGAGCCCGGGGAGGCGCCCAGAGCUGGUGAGACGGUUGCUAGCACGCCAAGCUCUUCAGCUGUGGUGUCAUGCAAUAGAAUUGAGCAUUCUGAGCAAAACAUAAAGGACGACGAAUACGCGAUGCUGAUGACGCCAGCUCAACAUGCAACGGCUGACAACAACACAGAAAUUUUACCUCAGCAACCCAAGUCAAGUCACUUCAGUUGGUGGAUGACAGCUCUGCUUGUCUGCUUCCUUCUUACAAUGGCAACUUAUAUCUUUGUGAAAUUUGGAGCCCCCUUUGCCUUUGAGAAGGUUCUUUUUCCAAUCAUGAAAUGGGAAGCAACUGCCUUUGGUCGUCCAGUAUUGGCUCUUGUCCUCAUCGCAUCUUUGGCUCUCUUCCCACUCAUUUUAGUCCCCUCUGGACCUUCUAUGUGGUUAGCAGGAAUGAUCUUCGGUUAUGGCUGGGGUUUCGUGAUUAUUAUUGUUGGGACUACUCUUGGCAUGGUUGGAGCAUAUUGGAUCGGCUCAUUGUUCCGCGAGCGACUACAUGCAUGGUUAAAGAGAUGGCCUCAGCAGAUAGCUCUAAUAAAGCUUGCUGGCGAAGGGAGUUGGUUCCACCAGUUUCGAGUGGUUGCGCUAUUCAGAGUCUCACCGUUUCCAUACUCGAUUUUUAACUAUGCCGUGGCCGUGACAGAAAUCAAGUUCAGCCCUUAUGUAUGUGGUUCAGUUGCCGGAAUGACGCCUGAGGCAUUCAUCUAUAUCUAUAGCGGGCGGUUGAUACGUACGUUGGCCGAUGUGAAGUAUGGCAAGCAUAAGUUGACUACGGUGGAGAUAAUCUACAGCGUAAUCUCGUUCGUCGCUGCCGCUGCCCUCACGGUCGCCUUCACAGUUUACGCCAAGAAGUCGCUAAACAACAUAAAGAGCCCAGAUGAUAUCUCAGAGGACCACCAACCUGCUGCUGGCUCUGCUGGGGUGACUGCACUGAAAAAUGGCCAUCAGGACGUGCAUAUCCUGUAGCUUUACAUGGCGUAUGAUGUCUGUAUUCAUUCAAUUCACCAGAGAAAAAUAGGUAGCUAGGCUCUGACAGCAGGUGGAUGCACCUGUCUAACUAGAUAAAUAUAUGUAUGGUUUUACUACUCCUUCUGUUCACUUUUACAAGGCGUUGUAGACGUGCAAAACAACUCAAUUUCAGUUGUCUGAAAUGACUUAUAAAAGUGAACGGAGGAUUUGCAACUCAAUUUCAGCUGUUUGAAAUGACUUUAUAAAAGUGAACGGAGGAUUUGCAACUCAA